UUUUGGCAGUCUGUCUUGGCGCGGGUUGUUGUCAGAUGGGGACACGGUGUGACAGGGGAAGGUGUUUGCCGGUUGGAUAACGAGCAUUUACCGGACACCGAGCUGUCUGAGCGCUCCCGUUACCCCCCAGGGGUCUCUGGGUAAACCUGACUGGAGCUCCAGGCCCUGUGUGAGCUGGGAUAGGCCUCAGGGCCUGGAUCACACAGCCUGCAGCCCUGGGCGAGCUAUAGCAGGCCGAGCCAGGAGAACCACCAAUACUACAUGUGCCAGGUAGGUAAGCACCCUGUAUACCUGCUGGGGGUCGGAGAGCCAGCCCCUACAGGGGCUCUAAUAAUGUCCCAUCAUCAUAAUAAUAUUCAAUAAUAAUAAUGCCAUAAUAAUAUUCAAUAAUAAUAAUGUCAUAAUAAUGAUCAAUAAUAAUAAUGUCAUCAUCAUCAUAAUAAUAAUAUUCAAUAAUAAUAAUGUCAUCAUCAUAAUAUUCAAUAAAAUAAUGUCUCAUCAUAAUAAUCAAUAAAAUAAUGUCUCAUAAUAAUAUUCAAUAAAGUAAUGUCUCAUAAUAAUAAUCAAUAAAAUAAUGUCUCAUAAUGGUGAAUAAUCAUAUGUCCAAUAAUGUAUAAUAAUAAUGGCCAAUUAUAAUGUAUAAUAAUCACAUGUCCAAUAAUGUAUAAUAAUCACAUGUCCAAUAAUGGUGAAUAAUCAUAUCUAAUAAUUGCCAAUUUAUCAUGUAUAAUAAUAUCCAAUAAAAUAAUGUCUAAUCAUGAUAAUGGGCAAUAAUCACAAUAUAUCCAAUUAUAAUGGCUAAUAAUAAUGUCCAAUAAUCAUAAUAUAAUAUGUCCAGUAAUAAUAUAAUAUUGUCCAAUAGUAAUGGCGAUCAAUACUGCUAUGGGUUUAUGCAGUCAGUGGCUGUCCAACUUAAUAGCCAUAAUCAAUAACUGUAUCAAUGUUUAUACAUUCUAUCAGUGGAAUGUUAAUACAGUGUUUUCCUAUCCGUAAUCUGUCAAUCACUGUGUAACUAAAUGUAAUGUUUGGUCCAAGUGGAAAUGUUUCUAUAAAGUGUCAGUAGUAAGUUGAUCCAAAUAUAUAUCCAUAUUUAAUCCAUGAUUGUUCUAGAAAAGUACUGUGGCUUAUAUAAUACAUAUUUAGUGCUAGAUCUAGUUGUAUUUUAUUUUUUUUCUGUUGAAUGUAUGUGUGUAUGUAACUGGAACCAGCACUAACCAUGGUUUAUUUGAUGAAUUUCAACCUCUUGUAAGAGGGUAACUCAUUGGUGUCCUGAACUAAUGGGAAGUUGUCACUUAGAUGUUAUGAGUAGUUGUCAUUAGAUAUAGACUCAUGUCUGGGCGUUGUUACUGGAUUAUUGGAUUAGGAUUUGUGACGAGAUCCCAAAUUUGAUUGAUAUUGAGGAAGCUUGAGAAUUAUUAUUCAUGACAACUUUGGUUUCAUAUCUUCUCAUUUCAGUGAUAAACAUCCCAUUCUCUAUAGUAUUUAUACUUCUAUCUGAUUCCAUAUCUCUUGGCAUCCCUUAAAGCUAUCCAGAAUUUGAAUGCCAUGAAAGAGGAUAAUUAUAUCUCCCAUCUCCAGUUAUUUAAUUUCUCAGUAUUGAAUUCAUGGGUUCUGUGUUUUGACUAUUGUAGAAAUAACGUGGAUUUUAUACCAAACACCAAGAGAGUUUAUAAAGAGGAAACAGGUGUGCUCUAUGGGUGUGAUGGCUGACAGCAGCUGUUGAUUUUGGGCAUCUGUUAAAUUUAUAUUUCCAGAAUGUGCUCUGUUAAUACACAUCAAGCUUAAAAUGGGUCACCUUGGUUUUAAAUAUUUAGCUGUAGAAACCAGUAAACUACAGGAGAUUAGGCUUAAGCACAAAAUACUCCCUUGAUAUAAAAUCUGUUGCCAUUUACAAUAUUGGCACUCACUGGAACCUCUCCUAACAUGCUACAUUUAUUUGACUGUGUUUGGUGCAGUUUUUAAAAGUGUGUUUUUAAUGUAAACCUCAUUCUGUAAUUUGGCACUGUGAUGGUUUUUAUAGAUUGGUUAGUUCUCAUUUUAUGCAGUUCCUAAAGCCAUCAUUUAAACUAUAUUCAUUGUUAUUGAUAUCUGUUGUUGCAUUUUAUUCUGACUUUGCAUUCUCAUAACAUCUCUAAUUCUAUGAUAAACUAUAUUUUUUUAUAAUCCCCAUUAAAUGUCUGAUCAUUAAAUUUGAUAUCACCAUGAAAGGCAAUGUCUGCAUGAGCAAUGACUCUGGGUUUGUUGUUGUUGUUUUGAAAACAAUGAUGUCUUUUUAGAUAGAAAAGGAAAAAUGCAUGAAAAAUAGUUGCAACAAUCUAUAAUCUCAUUUUGUAACAUCAGUCAUUUAUCAGAGGGUUCUGCAAUUUCAUUGAUCAUUUUAAUACAGCUGAAAUGGAUGUUGAAAGAUCUUGAUUUAUCUGCUUAUGUGAACCAGGGCUGCAAAACCAGUUUUCUGUUAUUGAGAUCUGUAUUCCUGUGCAUAGUGUAACAUUUAUAUAAUAUCUUUUCAUUCCUGGGCUACUUGCAUUUCUGUAUGUCUUGCUGGUGGGAUGCAAUUAAAAAAAUAUAUAAAAAUUUUUUUCCCCUAAAAACCUAAUUAAUGCCCAUUUAAUUUAAAUUACUGGGGAGGUGAUGACGUAGCAAAGCAAAGUUCAGCUUCACGCCAGCCUUAGCUCUAACGCCCCAAUCCAUGUGCCUCAAUUUGGGCAGCUCCCUGUUUCGAAACGGGAGAUCGUGCAUGGGAGCGGGGCACGGGGUUUGAAAGCCCAGAGUCUCAGCUUUAAUUUGCCCCCGGUCUGGGGUCUGUGCGACCAAGCGAUCUGGAGAUAUUGGGGUUUGAGUGAGGGGACCCCCUCCGCCUCCUCCUGCGCCAUAAGGUUUGGAUGCGAGUUUCCAGCCCCAGCCGGAGACACACACGGCGAGGCAGCUCCCUGCUCCCCCGAUAUGAGCGGCGAUCCCGGGCGGAGGGAGGCUCGGGGCAGGGCCGAUCCAUGGUGAGGAGGAAGCCGACACCCCAAGGGUGCGAGGGACCCCGGGAUGGGUAGGGGUCGGUGGGCAGAAAUCACUUUUUUCGGUGGUUUUCCGUGGCUGGCGAGCGAGCAGGGAGAGAGGCGGCUGCAGCAGCGCCUGAUCAUGUCGGCUCAGCCAGACACGACAACAACAAAACAGCUCCUUCCAGCCUGGCCCCCGGGCCAGCACUGCCUCCCCCGGCCUGGCCCCCGGGCCAGGAGACCCCUCUACCCCUGCCCCAGCCAGGGGGGCCCAUCCCGGGGAGCCUGGCCCAAUUCUAGCCCGGGUUAGACCAGCAGGACAGAGGGAGAGGAUUUGUCAGUAACAAUGGCGGCCAUGUUGUUCUGGAGCUUUUUUGCUCCCUGUGUGUCUCUCUCUAUAUAACUUCUUUUUCUGCCCUGAUUUUGGGGGGCUUGGGGGUUUUCAGGGGCAGGUUGUGGUCUGUAGGCUCUUUAUGGGGGGUUUGAUGUGUUUUUUUUGGAACAUUGUUGUAUUUUAUUUUUGUAUUUUUUAUUUUUUUUGGUAUUUUUUUUUUUUGCAGCAUGACAGUGAAACUGAAGACUGGAGAGGAGAGGUUGAAAAAAUCAAAUAAGAGAGCACCGGGACCUGAGGAAUUGGAAGAGACGACAGAAGUGGAAGAUCCAGGUGUAAAAGGGGCAGGUGAACCCCUUCCUGAGACCACGGAUAAAGAUCCCCAAGAGGCACUGACCCCCAGCCAGCCGCCUGCAACUCCGCAGGACCAGCAUCAUUUUCUGAGAUCCAGCGUCCGGCCACACAGCAAAAGGAUAAAGAAGGAUCACUUUGGCAAUGCAGCGAGUACCAGUACUAAAAGCAAAGGUAUUAGACGCACCUUAUAUACAUUUUAGGGGGAAUGGGAUGUGAGGGUACAGAAAACAUGCUCCCCCAAGUGUUUGAAAUGUGGCAGAAUUUAAAUGUUUUUUUUUUAUUUUACACAGUUUUAGAGAUUUUAUGGGUUUUGCUUCUGAAAGUGUGGAUUCACGCAGUGUUUUAAAGUUAGAUGCAUAUUUUUGCACCCUACUUAAAAGGUGAGUUAAUAACGCAGAUGGCGCUAAAUUUUUAUGAUGGACAUAGCACAUUCCUUCAGACUCAUUUUCUGUAUUCGAUUUAAAAAAAAAAAAAAAAAGUGGCACAGUGGGUAAAACUUAUACAUAGAAAUACAUAAAAUCUAAAACGGUGGAAUUUUUAAGCAAAAUAAUUGGAGUUGCAUGAUAUUUUUUGGAGUACUAGAAUUUUUUCUGAUAAAUACACAUCAUUGGUGUUGUUUUUUAUUUAUUUAUAUAUAUAAUGUUUUUUAUAAUUUUUUUUUGCUUUGUUUAUUUAAAAAAAAAAAUCCCCCCCCCAUUUCAAAAGACUAGCGACUUAGUUGUCUGAAAUACAAGAUUUGUAUACAACUUUUUUCAAAAUAACACAUUAUAUUUUCAUUACGUUUUAUUAUUUUAUCUUUUCUUUAUGUUUGUAUUUUCAGUUUUUUGUUUUCCUUUCAUUGAUUCUAAUGCCUGAGUUAUCUAAUUCUCUCUGUUUUUAUCCCCGCCCUAAAAGCUUUAAGAUGUUGACGCUCCUCACUUAUAGCUAUGGCAACUGUCAACAUUGCAGGCCAUGCUAUUAAAUUUCUUUUUAAAUUAAUUUAAAAUAAAUAUUUAAAAUCAGAAUUUCUCUACCAGUUUUUAGUAAGUUAUUUAAUUGUGCGCAUAUUUAUAUUUUUGCACUAGGUAAUUUUUUAAUUUUGAUUUAAACACACGUUGUGCCACCGGAGACCCCUUAGCGGUGAUGUUUAUCCAAACGAACUACCUAUACAUACUAUGAAGUUGAAUUUCCUUUAUAUAAAUGUAACAUCCUAUGUUACAAUAUAACAAUUGUGUAGAGCUCAGUAUUCUGCUGUACCGUGUGUUUUCAAACAAUAUGUAAAAAACAAGCCAAUGGUUGGCUUUAUUUUCUAAGAUUAAUUUAAGGGGUAUUUACAUUUUAUUUAUCCUUAUGUCUAACCUUGACAAGCCUAUAAUAUUUCCAUUUAUUAAUUAGGCUCUUAUGUAAAUAAUGAUUAAUAAAGUGCACAAUAUAUACACGGUUUAUUCUUAACUAGGCGGUUGACAUUUGAUCUGUAGCCUAUGCAAAUUAAUUUUAAUAGUUUUAUUUUUAAUAAUAUCAUCCAUCAGAGAGAUUUUUUGCCUGUUUAUUAGACCUAAAUCAUGCAUUUGAGUAACUUCGCAUUGACCCUUGCAUAGUAUAUGCUCUGUUUCUUGGCAGUAUAGAUCUGUUUUUUUUCCUGAAACUUCAGAUUUAUAUUAUAUGGAGUCUGUGAUGUAAAUUUUAAGGGAUUGGAAGCGCCUUUGAACUCUGAUAGAAUUGGAUAUUUUGGACUUGGUGUACUGCUGUUCCUGUAUAUAUUUUUGAGUUAAAUAUUAAGAUGCAUACCUAAAGCCCCUCUCCGUCAUCAGAAUUAUAAAAUAAAUUUUGUUACCUCAUUAUUCUUCUAAAAUGGACAGCAUAUAGAUUAAGUCAAGGACUUUAAUUACUGCAAGAAAGGAGAAUAAGCAUAUAUAGGCAAUAUUUAAAAAAAUUAAAUAUUCUCAGAUCACAAGUCAAGUUAUUGGGGAGUUGUUUCACUAUUUGAUCUCUUUGAUAUUUUUAUUUUUUUAUUUUUUUUAAAUGAUGUUUCAGUGUUACCAGACCUUCAAACUUGAACUAAGCUAUUGCUACAUUUGUGAGCCCAAGAAAGUCGACUUAGUCUGUGCACAGUCUGACUGUGGUCUGACUAGAUCAUAACUUAAGCAUUAGCCUAAAAUUAUAGCAGCUUAUUGCUAUGAGAACCUACAAAACAUGUGGGUUUGGAAUCUAUAACAUAGACCGUGUACAUUUGUAUUUCACUCGAUAUAAUGAACAAACAGCUGAAUUGGAUCAUUUUUCCAGCUCCCUUAUUUUUGCUUGGAAUUUGCAAUACUCUUGAGGUUUCUCCUCCAUUUAAACUGCUUUCUUAUUUCUUUUACUGCUUUGUUUAUGAAUGUAUGUUUUAGAAUUUGCAUGAAUCUGAAGGGAGUUCUACUACCGUUGGCCUUAUCAGUUUAUAAUAUUAUGUUAGAGAUGGUGUUGAUUAAAAACGUUUAUAACCAGCCGAAUCCACUUUAUUUUGAGCAAAAGAAGGCAUUAUGACUAAUUGACCAGAGAAUUUCCAAAAUAUCCGAAAUUGAAAAAUUCUCCACCCGAGUUUUUUUUUUUUUUUUUGUGAUGAUCUGAUGCCAUACAUAUGAUGCUGUGCACGCCAGCACUGCGACGGGUACAUGCUCUUUUGGCACCAUGGAAAGAAUGGCUUAGCAUUUCUUAGCAGAAUCCCUGAGCAUCAUGGGAUGAGGAUGAAACCCUGGGCACGGCAGUGCUGUACAGGUAAGUAUGUUAAAGAUAUAACCCUGCUGCACCGUUAUUACAGUAAUUUCUUCAAUAAAGUUUACUUCUGUGAGAGAAUGAGAAUAAGGAACUGUCUCUUGCAGAGACGUGACAAACACUCUUUAAAAACGGCAGCUCCCAUGAAGCUUGGCCAGGAGAUGUGCUAAAAAAGGGUGUUAACUUCUAUAGAACGCUACAAGAUAAUACAGCUUAUAUCACAUAUAAUAUUGUAGUUUUUAAAAUAGGAUAAUGAAUAAUAGUUUUCCUUUAAAGGUACACUCCAGGCACAGCUUGCUUUGAUGUGCUUCAUGUGCCUGGAGUCUGUCAUAUUUAUAAAACUGCUGAUUUUGAUAGAAAUAAUUACUUUUAUAUUUGGGGCAGAAACAUCUCCCUUGCUCUCAAUUAGACAACCGGGGAGGUUUUCUUCUGCUUCCAUUGGCUCCACAGAGCGAACAGAAGUGGCUGAUGUGCUGCUCUAGUGCUCCUGCUUGCCCCCCUUUUCUAUGAGCUGUAUUACAGAUCAUUGAUGAGCGUAGAAAAGCCAGGCUCCAGCAAAGAGGCUUCUUAAUGAGAAGCGAGAGCUUGCAGAGGCUCAGACAGAUCUGCAGCUUUUGCUACCUUUUUUUUCUUCUUUUUUCCAUAUACCCCAAAGAAAACAUACAGGUAAAAUGACAUGCACAUUUCUGUUGGGGAUAUAUCUACUAAAAUAUAUAUUAAAAAAAAAAAAAAAGUAAUGGCUAAACUCGCACUGCAGAAGUUUGUGAACGACAUUUACUAUGGUGACUAGCUUGUCUUACGUUUUUAUUCCUCUUUAGUGCUAAGGUUAACCAUCACUGCUAUAAAUGCUACAAAAGCGUGACUGCGCUGUUUUAAUAUUUCGUAUUCAUUUUCUUUGACUUGAAACGGAUUUGGAUAAUUGGCAGUUGUCACAUGCUACUAGAUUUUUGUAUUGGUUUAAAUGAAUUUCACUUUAUACUAAGCACAAUGACGUGUGGGUGGAGUGCCAUCUAGUGGAAUAGAAUGACAUUUCAUUGUAAAUUCCAAAACAUCUCUUUUGGGAUGGUGUGUUUUUUUAUUACUCUUAAAGACCAAGGGGAAUGCAAGUUAUGUUCCGUGGUGACCUCAUUUUCUGAUCACUUUGGCUCAUAGCAGAUGUCUGUACACAAAGCACAUUUUCCCUUUAUGUUGUCCAUCUGCGUUUCAUAUAAUUUUCCUGUUCUAGCCUUACUAAAGGUUAUCUGAGCUUGCCGAGAAUUGUAGUUCACAAACAAUUGCCCUUGGUGGUAAUUACUAUUUGAAACUAUGCUUUGUAUUAAUUAUUACAAAAUGUCUACCUGUAAAUAUAUAAUCUGUUGCAUCGAUCUUACCUGUGUAUAUUCUGUCAGUGUGGUCUUAAUAGAUCGCUCACCACAGUAGCAGUAUGUAGUUUGUAGGAUAUUUUGCCGCAACUCUGGUGUUUUUUGCACCCAUAGUUUGUUUAAUUCUCCCUUGUUUGAAUUAUUUAUUUUCUAAAAAGUAGAAUGGAUCUCGCUAGGAAGGCAGCUUAGUGUAAGAUCUUUCUCUUGAAAUAUGCAAAAGGUGCUAAAAUUCAGAAUGCAAUGAUAAAAUAUAUAAAUGUUAAAAAGGCAGAGCUGCACCUUUAGGGUGUUUUUUGAGCUAUUUCACUGCUAACAACCUCAAGCAAUAAAAGAUUAAAAAAAGUACACAUAAAAUUGUAAAUAAAUAGAUGAAAUAAGACUCACAAGGAGAGAGAGCCCCCCCCCCCUUUUUUUUCCCCUCUCAUUUAUGCAUUAUGUUCCUACAUACCUCUGGAAGGAAUAUUGUGAUACUCCAAUUUUAGGAGAUUAUUAGUAAGUUUCUCUAGUAGACGUAUCACUUAAUGCACUUGUGAAUUUGCACACUUAUUUAAUUUAUUGAUUUUGUAUUGCUUGCACUAUAUUGUGCAUUGCACUGACACUUUUCAGGUGCACAUCAUAUAGUAUUAUAAAGGUAUAUGGCACCUUUAUUAAACUUUUUUUAUUGCGUAAGAUCUGUCUCUGUAUGUCGGGGCUCACUGUGCGCUCUGCGGCCUGCGAAGAGGGCAGUACUGUACACCGUGUGUUCCAUUUUAUUUGGGCUAAAAAUACACUGUGACUUCAUUCUGCAGUUCCACUGCCGUUUUUCUGUACAGCUCCAUAGCACAGAUCCAUCCUGAUAGUCGUUAUGUAUGAUGCGCAGUCAGCCUUGACGCUUAGCAUCAUGGGAACUGUAUUUCACAAGUGGCUGGGAUGCCUAUGUUGGUCAUUGAUUAUAUGGACUGUGCUCAAAGCUUACUUGGGCAGUAUUGUUGUGAAAUGGUUUACCACAGAUUGAAACGAGCGAUGCAGAAAUAUUGUAGAGCUGAAUAUAAUGCAUUUUUUUAGCGUGUUUGUCUAGGUGUGUGUUUUGUAAGAAAACAUUUCUUACUAGUGUAACAGUUUGCAGGCUACCUACUCCAAGUUAAACAUCAGAUAGGGCUGGAUCCAUAGAGAUCAAUCUAAAAUACAAUUUGGGGACACAUGGCUGCUUGGCUUCUUACAUUUUUCUAGCACCGCACAUAGUUGUUUAUAGUUAAGGGGUUUUUUUGGGGUUUUUUUCUUCUUUCUUUCUUUUUAUCAGUGUUCAUACACUGCGUUCCAACUGAGAUUUGUAAUAUGUUAAUUGACAAUUUGAUUUGAAUUCAUUGAUUAAUUACUCCAAACUUUCAUUUAUUUAAUGAGUAUAUUUCUGUUGUGUAUCAGUGAUAAGGUCCAUGACAAUUGAUGUUAAGGCCAUGCGGGUAAUCUGUUUGCAUAAUGUUUAGUAUACAAUGUAUGUAUACUUAUUUUUGCUCUUGUAUUUUUCAAGCACCAGACAAUGCAACUCCCUCUUCAACUAGCUGCUCCACUGUGGCCCCCAGUGCUCCCAAGGCAUCAGGUCGAAACAUAGCGCCCCCACCUGCUGAGAAAGAUGAUGGAAGCCAGAAAAAAGUGCGGCGGCAGUGGGAGUCAUGGAGUACCGAAGAUAAAAACAUGUUCUUUGAUGCACUGUUUGAAGUGAGUCCUGAGUGCAUCUCCAGCACUGCCAAUGUUUAACUGGAAUUUCAGUAUUUCUAUGCCAGUUAUAGGGUGGCCUUCUAACUGGGGAAGGACUUCCACAUCCUCUCUUCAGCUUGUUAUUCUGUUUAUCUGACUCUAUAUUGAAGAAUGUCCAGAGCGUUUGUAUGAGGAAAGAAAAAAUGCUGCACUAAUCUCAGACCAUGAACUUCAACAAGCAUUUUAUUAAAGGGGCAUUUCACUGUCCAAAUACAAAAUAAAUAUCACUAUUAGGAGAUAUACCCCAAUUAAAUAUGCAGGAAUUUAGUUAUGCUUUUUUCUCAUUGGGGAUAUAUAUAUCUCUCUCUAUAUAUCUAUCUGACUUGCAAAAGCUGCAGAUCUCUUGUCUGCAGCCUUUGCAAGCCCACUGACCUUUUGUAAAAUGGUUGGGAGGGGAGGGAGGACACACUCUUAAUAUUUAAUGCUUUUUAGCGAGCUGAAGUGUUCUUUUAAGAGUAACAGAUCAUUUUGUAUUGUAGUUUAGGACACCUAGUAAUUUAUUGCUGCAUUUUAUAGGUCUGUUAAUUAAAUGCUGAAUCGUGCUGCAGCUGAUUUGGUCACUUUCAUUUGGCUCAGUUUUCUGAUAAUGGUCAUUGUGAGCAUAUCCACCCAGUAUUGAAAAGAAAUUGAUGGGGUUUUUUUGGCCGCGCAUUGUUUGAAUAAUGACAGUUCGUCUAUAAGGUCUUCUGUGCCGGGAGUGAAGCCUGGAAGACCACAGAGGAUAACAAUAGGUUUUAAAGCACUGUCCAACCAAAGCUGUUUGUAUAUGGCCGAAGGAUCCAGAUGUGUACUAAAGACGGGGAUGAGUUUGUGUGUACGGUUCCCCUACCCAUCCCAACCCAAAUAAUUUCCUUUCAAAACUAGAUGAGAAACUGUCUUAAAAUAUGUUUGAGGUGACCGUAUCACAUUGAGCUAAAUGGGUACCUGCUUUCUUCAAAUGUAUCUCAUUGCUUCCAGAAGAUUAUUUUUGAAAUAGCUCUGCCGAAUUGCAGCGGCAAAGUUUAUUUUUGUUAAAAGGAAGAAAAAACCAGUAGGCUAGAGUGAAGGCGGUGGGGGUAGCAUUAGGGUGGCUUUGGGGUUAGGGUGCAGUUCCUUUGGUCUGUGUCAGCGAGUUAGAUAAAAUGAAUACGAGGAAUUUGAUUGGAGUUCAGCUCUUUCUGAAAAGUAGAAUCAGAAAACUUCCAUAGCGAUUCGACCGAUUGUAAUGGCGAACAGAAUGGCAACCUUUGGCAAACUUUCAGUAGAAACUGUGGAAUUUGGGGCGAUCAAAUACAAUUUGGUCCCUUUUUUUUUUUUUUCUUUAGUGAUCUGACCCCGUAUAUUUCUGUUAAUUCUUUAUUCAUUGAGGGCUGUUUAUAACGUGUUUGUUCACUUUAAACAUAGAUUUUGUUCUCACGCCUUGUGUUUUUAAUCUUAGCACGGGAAGGACUUUGAAGCUAUUCGAAAUAAUAUCGCCCUGAAAUACAAAAAGAAAGCCAAGCCUGCAAGCAUGGUGAAAAACAAGGAGCAGAUUCGGCAUUUUUACUACCGGACGUGGCACAAGAUUUCCAAGUACAUAGACUUCAACAAUGGUGAGACAGGGCUCCUCUGACUUAGAAUCUCUUGAAUCCUGUUUCUGUUCUCUCUCUCGAUAUUUUUUUUUUUUUUUCUCUCUCACGCACACAGAUUCAUGUCUUCACACUGUGUUUUAGGUUUGCAAAAACAACUCUCAUUUUUCGGUGGCACGGUUAGAAACUGUUGUGUUUUUUUUUUGUUUUUUUAACAGCACGAGAUACAUUUGUGAAAUAUUGAUGAUGGGCUGAUUGGUUUUCAGAUCGUUAUCAUGCAUCUAUCUAAAUAUGGAACUGUCACUUUUUGUUGUUGUUGUAGUAUUUUCUUGCGGUCUGAAGAAGUCUUCACAGGAACUUUAUGGGCUGAUCUGUUACGGGGAGCUCCGGAAGAAGAUUGGUGGCUGUAAGUCUCUUUAAUUUCUCUUUAUUUUGCCAUAUAAUUAAAUUGAUUUGCUCCUAGAGAUACCAGUAGCAUUACUGUGUUCAUACUUUUAUGGAAUCUCUUCAAGCACCAUAACCACAUCAGCUCUUUGCAUAGCUUAUGGUGCGAUGAAUCUCCUGUGCCCACGCACAUAGUUAUUUAUAACUUCAUCGGAAGUGCCACUGUUUUGAUGUGUAAUGUCAGGGGUAGGGCAUUAACUAAUUACAUCAGGUUGGUAAGUUAGAGCAUGGUUUGCAAUUGCAGUGAGUUUUGCCAAAUUGCUGCAGUUCUGAGCAACCGUGUGUGCAUGGAAACAGGAACCAGAGACAUCUUUGCAUCAUAGCGUAUGCAAAUAAAAAAAAAAAGCCUUUGCAAACAGCAUUGCUUGAUAUGGUUCUUGGAGAAUCCAUUGAACAUGUCGUUGCGUAUUUUAUCUGCCUGGCAGGCUCUGCUUUGUUAGUAUACCCUUCAUUCAAUGCCCCAGCCCUGUUAAAUUUGUAAUGGCUAUGUAAGCCAUUCAUAAUAAAAAUAAGGUGAAAUUACCAGAUCAGCCAGUUAAAAUGACGCAAAUGUCAUGUGAUUAUAAACACAUUCUAUUCCCAUAUUCCAGUGUGAAUUGUAAAAGGAAAUGUGGAGUAAAAGUUGUGUACUGGGUUUAUGGCUUGGUGUUGCUUGGUUAUCUUUAGUUUACAUACAUUAUUUUUAUGUGACAUGGCUCCAGUUUUUUGCCAUUUACCGUCAUUUUCUCCAAUAAGACCUGAGAGGAGAGUUUUUUUUUUUUUUGUUUGUUUGUUUUUUUCAUAGGCAAGCGGUCUUGGAUGCCAGAAAACCAUUUCCUACUAUUGAAAUAUGUUCCACCUGGAAAUAUAUUUAGUUAAACAGUUUCGUGUUGCCAUGGGAUACUUAUCUGAGUGAGCAUGUGCAACACAAGCACAAUCUGUGCUUAUUCUGAGAAACCGUGAAUGCUUCACACUGAAAACAAUACUCUAAGCACCUGGAUAAUAUGCCUGCAUAUUGCUUUAGCUUGUGGGAAGAAACGUUACCUUUCUUAAAGGGAUAUUCUCAGUGCUGUCACCACUGCAGCACACUGUAGUGGUUAUAGUGUCAGGAUUGUUUAGUAAGAGGUCAAACCGUUUCUUACCUGGGCCUUCUUAGGCUCCACAGAUUAUAGCUUCAGCUAUAUCCGGUGUGGCUAGGGCUGCAUGGGCAGAAGCAAUGUGCCAUCUUGAAGCGAUAGUCAGAAACGGUUUACCUGCCGACUAAACAAGAUCUGAGAUUGGAAGCGGAGUUACAGCUACACUAUGAUAUUUUUUUGAUGUUUCUCUUAUUUUUCCACUCUGCAGGUAUGGAUAAUAAGAAUGCCGCCAAACUGAAUGAACUCAUACAGCUUGGGUGAGUUAUGACAUGGUGUGUACUGGAGAUUUCACACAAUAUGCUGUCUCUACAUAGUGUGCAGAUAUAGAGGUGUGAAACGAUAACCUAAAAUUAAAAACUAUUAGUCCAACAUGAAAGAAUGCACCCAUAAUACUUAAAAAUAAACAAAAGAACAGAUUUAUUUUAAGCAGACGGCAUUUGCAUUUAAUCAAUGUUUUAGUCCAACUUCCUUGACAUUUUAAGCAAAGUUUGGUAACCGGACUGAAAUGGUGAAUGUAUGCUGUUGCACAGAUAAAAAAAAAAAAAGACGUUAUCUUGUUUAUUUUGAAGUCCUAUGAGUGUACGUUUUUUGUUAAAUAUUUGCCAAUACGUGCUCACUACAUACAUGUUCUAUUUGAAUGAAAUGUUUGGGUGUAUUUUGUGUGUGUGUGUGUAAAUAUUAUAGGCAUAAUUCAAUUUUUUAUAUAUAUAUAUGUAUGUACAUUUAUGCAUGGCAUUGGUUGGAAUUCAGAGUAUAAAAUAAUCAAGCUGCUAUUUAAUUUAUUGUUGUAUAUUCAUAGAAUGGUGCUGGAGUGUAACGUGAAAUAUUAUGUUCACUGUUCACGUUGUAACUGGCUUUUUUUGUAGUUUUGAGAGAGCCACUAUAUAACAUAUAUGAUAAAUGGUAAUUCCAUAUUGUCAUAUGGCAAUAUUUAGUAUGUAUUUAAAUCUCUGCAGCUAUUCUAAAUCGAAUGAAGAGGAAAUGGAGCUCCAUAACGUAUUUUGGGGCAUUGCUAAAGCUUGGAGAGUAUUUGCAAAGUUCUGCUCAGAAUUUAUUAUCUCCUGGUAGUGAAACAAGUCACUUAUUGUGUCAUUGAACCCAAAGAUAAGUUUGUUUGACCAUUCCAUUUUAAAUCAGUUCUGCACACUUUUUCAUUUUAAAUUUGAUCCAUUUACAGAAUAACCACGGUUCGGUACAAAGGCAGGAACUUGCGGAUCAAAACACCCAUGUGUCGCGCGUUGAAGAAGCUGUGUGACCCGGAAGGAAAGACAGGUACUAUGAGAGCCUUUCUUGGGAGAACCAUUUUGUUUUAAUGUAAUGCUGCUAUUAUAAGCUGAUGUCCGCAGAGAGCGAGCGAGGUUGACGGUCCUCUGCACAUAACUUUGCAAUUAAGCAUAGGUAUUGGGUGCUUCGUUUUGAUCCUUUUAAUAUAAGUGGUUCGUUUACCUAUGUAUUUUAUAGUCCAAAUGUGUUUUCUAAGAGAAUUAAGGCUAAUUCAGCUGUAGACUUGUUACUACUUUUAAUACGGCAGAAGUGUAUAAACGCCAUGUAAUUUAGUGUAAGUAGACAGAUAUUAUUAGCUAGAAAUUUUUAAAAUUCUUCUUCUUCCAAUUCCUCCCUACAUUUUCCCAGGUGUGAGCGAUGAAGAAGAUCAAAAGCCAGUGAGACUUCCCCUUAAAGUGCCUAUAGAACUUCAGCCUCGGAACAAUGAAGCUUGGGCUAGAGUGCAGAGCUUGGCUCAGAAUCCCCGACUAAGGUAAACAAAGGUUGUCUACCAUUUGGUCCAGGAGAGUUUCCCCCCCUGCUACUUAGCAUAUACUAAUACAUCUACACAUGUGAAAGGCUAGAAAUAAAUUCUUAGACCACAAACCUUAACAUGAAAAUUGCUGAAGAUGAAAAGUUUGCCAGUCUCUUAGGCAAGCACAUAUCUGUCCUGGCAUGACCAUUAAUGAUAUGUUCUGUUAUUGCAUUUUCUCUCCUUAGGAUGAUUGUCGAAUUGCACCGGAAGGUUUCAAGCCUCAUCGAGUUUCUCAAACAGAAGUGGGUGCUGCAUGAGACCCGCGUUGUAUCCUUUUUGUCAGUGGAAUCUAAAUUACCUCUUGAGAUGAGGUUUAUACCAAAAUCAUAAAUCAGGCAGUGAAAUAAGAGGACUAGGUUGUAUCUUGGUGUUGUCUCUCAAAGUGUGCAUUAUGGAUGAUCUGUGGUCAUGGCACAUUAAACGGAAAACCUUUUAACUUAUUGUUUGCAACGCUUUUCUUAGGUUAGUAUGUUGCAUUCAAUGCUUGUGGACCUCUUCCCAUCAGUAAACAGAAAUCGUAUUGUGUUUCUUUUUUUCUUAACUGUGUUCAUCUCAGAGGAAAACGGUUGAGGAUCAGCAGCAGUCUGAGCCGAAGCCACAAGAACCCGAGGAGGAGUUGUCCCUUUUCCCGUUAGAGUCAGUCAUGCUGACUCCUUUGCCUGGCGUAGCCAGGGUAGUUCACUCCAAGGCCUUUUGUACCGUCCAUUGGCAAGAGACUGGCAAGUGCAAGCAAAGUUCUAAAGAUAUGUAUCUCCUUCCUCCUGCUCAAAUUCUUGGCAUCCAAACUGGGCAAGGCACAGCUAGGGUACAGCUGAAGUGUCCCCGAGGUGGCACAGAAAGUAAGCAGGGGAACAAGGUCGAUGGCGUUACUGAUACCUCUCAAGAAAGGACUCAAACAGUGGAAAAUGGCUCCCUGGAUAAUGUGUCAUCUGAAGUGGUUACACAUUGUCCAAGGACUCCCGAUGAAGUUCCCCCUGAGCUUGUGGACUCCCCAACAGAGGCAGCUCUUGAUGUGGCUGGAAGCCAGCCUCCUGCCAUAGAGGAGCUCUCACUAAUGGAUCCAGUCCCUCCUUACCUAAAGUCCUGCCAGAAUCUUAUUAUUCCAGAGGAAAGUAUUUGCACAGACAAAGUACCUUCAAGCUCCCCUAAAUCUCCAGAGACACUUCCUACAGCUUCAGAAGAAGUAAAUGUAGGCCAAGAGUCAAAAGAAAGCCAGACAGGAAAUAUCCAACCAGAUCCUUGCACUACAGAAACUUCAGGAAUGGACACUCAGGAGAAGGAUUGUGGUUCGUCUAAAACUCCCAGAAUGGACUCUAAACAGUUCACUGAGCACUUGCUCCAGGAAGGCUGGAACCAUCGGACAUCGGGAAAUCUGACAUUGGCCGAGGUCUACCUCAUGCUUGGGAAACCAGGAAAAUUGCAACUGGAAUACGAAUGGCUUUUGCCUUCCAGUCCAGAUGGUCAGAGGUCUCCUCUGCACCAUAAGCAGAGACUUCUGAACUGCCUUUUACGCCUCAUCUCUACUGAGUUGAACCCCAAAACUGUAAGUGAUGAGCCUUGGUUUUUGGUGGUUUGUUUUGUCCAAUAUGCAAGAUGUCCCUUAUUAUCAACAAGAUAAUGUAGAAAGUUAGUAAACCUAAAAAAUGCAUCAUAUAAGAACAUGGCUGGGGAAUCAUAGAGUCCUGGUGGUUCUGUUUCCUGCCAGACAUACACUGAACCCUCAGUAGUUUAAACAAUCCAGAAGUCUGAGACCCUUUUCAUUAACUUCUUGCCAGACUAUGGUUGUAAUGUCUCUCUCUUUCCCAGCUGGAUGCUAUUAUGGGAAUAGGUGGAAUGUAAAAUUCUGUUAUCCGUGCUGUUUUAUUGCUAUUCUGACCCAAGGCUAAUGAGUUGUGUUGUGAAAUUAUUUGUUUGCCUUUAAAUUUUUUUUUUUUUUUUUAAAUGGUGGUUUCUCUGAUACUAGAAUAUUUAAACACUAUUAGUAUGUGAGGUGACUACAUUUUGAAGGCUGCUUUUCCAUCUUGCAUGGUUUCUCAUUUUCCUUUUCUUUUGCUCCUUGACCCUCACAUUGAUUUUCUUACUGUUUUUACCACCAAAACAGCUCUCCCUUUCUUCUCUCUUAACUCGUUGCCCACUCUCUAACCAUAACUCUCUCUCCUAGAUAUUGUUCUAAACCAGUGAGUUUUGCUCAAUUGUCCCACUUUGUUUUCCCCUAGUGCCUUCUUAGACCUCCUACACACUGGCCAACGUGACUGUUUCAAGCAGAAAGGUCAUUCGAAAUUCUGCCCUUUGCUCGAUUUUAUGUAAAAGUUAUAGGGCAUGACUUUGGAGAUAACUGUACUAUGCGGUGGUGAACUCAAUUAAAAGGAAAAAUUGUGGUGGAAUGAAAGCUUCCAAAUUGCUAAUUUUCAGCAAAGUGAAAGGAUAGAUCUGGAAGAUCUUCAAUAUGUUUACUACAGAUUACGAAAAUGCAGAAAUGGCAAUUACUUUUUAUUUGGGGGUGUUUAUAGGGACAAUAUAGUCACUAGAACCACUAGAGCUUAAUGUAGUUGUUCUGGUGAGUAUAAUCAUUGCCUUUAGGCAUUUUUAUGCAAACACUACCUUUUCAGAGAAAAGGCAGUGUUUACAUUGCCCCUAGGGACACCUCCAAGUGGCCACUCCUCAGAUGGCCACUGGAGGUGCUUCCUGGCUCAGUGCUGCAGAGUAGGCAGCAAUACCGGUCAGCAUCUCCACAUCCUGCAUGGGGACGCUGAAUUUUCCUCUUAGAGAUGCACUGAUUCAAAACUGCAUUUGGCCCUGCCGCCUUGCUGAUUUUAGCCAAUCCAAUGCUCUCCCAUGGGAAAGCAUUGGAUUGGCUAAAAAUCUGCAAUUCUGAUGUCACAAAGGGGGCGGGGCUAGCACCAGCAGGUCCAAGCGGCGUUGGAAUUAAGGUGAGUUUUAAUUCCUUCUAGAGGGCUAAGGGGGGGCAAGCCACCUAAAUGGUGGUUUAAACACUAUAGGGUCAGGAAUACAUGUUUGUGUUCCUGACCCUAUAGUGAUCCUUUAAUUCUGGUUGUUGAGGUCAUUUUAAAGUAGUGCCUGGACCAACAUAUUUUUUUCAUGUAAUCUGAUGCUCAUUUCUUGCUUAUAUAAAUUUUUUUUAUUAUUUAUUUAUUUAUUUAUUUAUUUAUUUAUUUUGUAGGGUCCUGAAACUGCCUCCGUGGCCACUUCCCCUCUUAAACUGCCCUCUCAGGAGCAAACAGUGGCACCAAGACGGAAAGUUGUGACUUUACUGUCCAGGAACCCUGAUAUCCUGACGACGCAGUCUGUGCCACAGAUCCACGCUACGUUCACUCCUCAAUCCAGUACCUCAGGUAAAGGACAAUCACAAUGUUACAUCAGUGCUUGCACGCUGAGAGGCCUUUAAUAGGCUGUGUGGUAAUGAAAAUCAACUGAUGAUAGGUAAUAGUCUAUGAAAAGCAGCACAAAUGUGAUAAAAGUUUGAAUUUAGUUUACACAGAGUCAUAUCCACUAGAGCUUUUUGGAGUGGUUAUGGUACUAUACUAUAAAUCUGUGGUUUCUUUGUGUGAAGCUAUUUUGACAACACCUAUUCAUUUAUAGCGCCAUAAUGGCUACAGUGAGCUGUAGUGCUUAGGGUGCUUAUUGUGCCCCUUUAAACGUCUUAAACUGUCCUCUUUCCUCUUCCCCCAGCAGUUUGUGGCAGUCUUGCAGGGGUUUUUCUUAACAUUUUCGAAUUUGCUUGAUACUGCAAAUUUUAUGGAAGAUCUCUCAAGAGAAUUGCUUGCUGGCGUGAUGUUCCCUCUUUUUUUCAUUUGUUAUAAACCACAUUGGUACAUCUGGCAAGGAGAUGUCUGAUAAUUCCACCGUUCAUGAUCUUAGUUUGUCUGUAUGCUUAAUGCCGUCUCUGCAGAUUAGUUUAAUAUUUUGCUAAAUUCUAAGUUUUUGUUCUAGGUUUCACAAAUCUGCCCCGUCCUCUGUUGAUUAGAGGACCUUUGGCGGCGGUGCCAACUAGCAGUGACGUGGGAGUAUUUGCCGUUCCUACAAUGUUGCCCCCCAACAGCCGCCAUACUAAACCUCCUUCCCCUGGUAAAGAAUCGGAAAUCCCAAACCACCAACAGCUGGAUGCUAUCAAUGUGAGUAUAUGAGAAAUGUUUAAAGAAAAUAAAUAAAAAAAUAGAAAAUAACAUGGAAAUGGCUGAUACUUGGGAUUCCCCCCAUCUUUUUAUUAUUUACCUGUUUUUUUAAUUUGUUUUGCCCCUGUGAUUUGAUUAGAACUUUUGGUUGGUUAAUAUUUUAAACCUUCUCAAACAUGCAUUUAUUAAUGUUCUGUUGUGCAGUGAAUAUAAAGGUACAAUUUAACCACAGUGGUUAUGGUACCAGUAUGCCUCUUGCCUUAUUCCCCAGUUAUGUCAAACCAUAUAGAACAGUUUGACCCAAACAGAAGGUCCCAAGAACGGUUUUACUCCUUGAGGUAAGAGCCUCCAACCGCCUGCCACCAUCCCAACUUAAUUUAGAUUAAGUUGUUUUGGUGCCUGUAGUGUCCCUUUUAAACAAGAAGAAAUAAUGAUAUCCUAACAUAUAGUGACUUAAUUUGUAUUUUCAAUGAAAUGUCCCACUAUUUAUGAUUUUAUGCAAAACAUGGAUAACCUUGUGUUAAUAUAAUCAUAAUAUAUUGUUUGCCGUCAUCUGAUCAAAAAGCAAAAUCCUUGAAAAAUAUAAGUACAUUUAUCUUCUAUCCCAAUGCAAUUUGCUUCCACAUUAUGCUCCAAACCUUUACAGUACGCUAAAAGUACCCUAACAUUGAGAAAAUCUGCUGUUCAUUCAAUGCAUGCUAAUGUUUUAGUUUAUCACACUUCUCGUUGAUCUCAUUACAUUUGCAGUCUGAUUUCUUCUUGCCGAAGGCCAAGAAGCCCAGAAGUAGACACCCACGGAAGCCCUUGGUAGUCCAGGUAAGUUGCAAAGAGUUUGCCGUGAUUUCCGUCUGUACCCCCAAGCAAUUUUAAAUGCAUUAAAAGACAUAUGAAAUAAAAACGUGAAUAAGCUGGUGCAUUGAGCUCAGCACAGACCAGGAAAAGUUGCACGUUUGCAGCUAAUCCAGAGUUGGCUUAGUUUAGAACACUCCCACAGUCAGCAGGACAAACAGUAGCUACCCUUUCCUGUCCGUGUUCCAUGCAUUUCUUGUUCUUGAGGAGUAAUGAUUGGCCCUAGUGGUUAAUUUCCUGUGCAGUGCCAAAGUUAUGUACGUACACCGUUGAGUAAGAAAUGUUUAAAAUGGAGAGGCUGUAGCAAAGGUAAACAUCAGGCGGAGAAUGAUAUAGAACGUUUUUUUAUUAAGAUAAACAAGAUUGAGACCUGUGCAUGAUAAAAUACAGCAUAUUAUCAAAGCCAAAACCUGUAAAAUGAAAUUCAGCUGCCUGGCUUAUCCCUUUAAUAGUCUUAUUCAUCUUGUCCUGCUGGGAUAACUCCUUAUUGGGAGAUAUUGAAAUCUAAUAGUUUUUUUCCUCCUUUUGCAGCGGACUCUGCUCCAGCGACCGUCUGUUAACUCCUCCCCCCACGUGUGCUCUUUCUCCAUCCUGACAAACUCUGCUGUGGCAGGUACAAUAACAACUAUCUGUGUGGGAACUGUAAAUGCAUUUAAAUAUGACUCUUCUAGUAUGACAAGUCAUCAACAGUCAAUUGCAAUUGGGUAAUAUGGUGUCAAUAAAAUAAACCUCAACUGGGUCCCAUUUACCGAUUUAAACCUCAAUUUUAAUAUUAUACGCUCGUCAAGAGAUUUCAUGUUUUUGGAUACAUUUUUAAAUUGGUGUAGGAUUUUUAUAUUUCGUACAUUGAUUUAUUUUUUUUAUACAAAAUAUUUUUUAAUAUUUUGAAAAAAAUACAUUUAAAAAAGUUUAUCCAACAAUAUUAAAUAAUGUUAAAAUGGUCUGGUAUGCCUAUUGCAACACCUAGAGGUGAGGGAGUCCGACUUGUAGUGAAAUGUCUCAAACUGGAUAUGGGCAGAAGUUUCACCAAAUACUCCGCCUUAAGUUAAAAGUAGCUUGAUAUGCUCCUGAGAUUAGGUGCAAUAGGGUCCAGGAGUCAAUUCACUUGAAAAGGCUUCUCUAUGUUAGAAUAAUUAGGAGGAAUACACAACUAUUAUAUAUGGGGUGUAUGACUUUAAAUCUGCUAAGAGCAGAAUCAAAUUAUUACACACCAAAUUGCUCUACUUAAAGCUUCAAGAUGUAAACUGUAAUAAUAAAAAAUAUAGGAAAACCGUAUGAGGAACUGUUUCCUAUAUGGUAGAAAGCUUAUACAGUUAGAGAUGUAUAUAUCUUUAAAUCUGUAACUAAUAGAAUGUGGCAAAACCUAUGUCAGUAUCACAUAUUGUGAUGCAGAUCAAAAAGUAUAAAAACUAAGUGCAAGGUAUAUUUGAUUAUACUAUUAGGUAGUAUAAUCACAAUAUAGUGAUCUACCUAAUAGUAUAAUCAAAUAUACCUUGCACUUAGUUUUUAUACUUUUUGAUCUGCAUCACAAUAUGUGAUACUGACAUAGGUUUUGCCACAUUCUAUUAGUUACAGAUUUAAAGAUAUAUACAUCUCUAACUGUAUAAGCUUUCUACCAUAUAGGAAACAGUUCCUCAUACGGUUUUCCUAUAUUUUUUAUUAUUACAGUUUACAUCUUGAAGCUUUAAGUAGAGCAAUUUGGUGUGUAAUAAUUAGAUUCUGCUCUUAGCAGAUUUAAAGUCAUACACCCCAUAUAUAAUAGUUGUGUAAUCCUCCUAACUAUUCUAACAUAGAGAAGCCUUUUCAAGUGAAUUGACUCCUGGACCCUAUUGCACCUAAUCUCAGGAGCAUAUCAAGCUACUUUUAAUAUUAAAUAAUGACCUAUAUUUAUAAAUGAGCAAAACUCUCUCAUUAACCUCCCAUCCCUUUCCAACGAAUACUGCUGAUUGGCCGGUGAGCACACUGAUGCAGACUCUCCAAGACUCCGGGGUUAAAUGACCAUAUAUUUCUAAAUGAAGUGUUCCACAAACAUAUGGGUCUGUUUUGUUGCACAUAUACUGCACAAUUAAUUUAACUUUGUGCUUUUCUUGAAGUAGCUAAACAUGAAAUGAUAAUUGUCACCUGAAAACUAUUUUUUAAUCGAAUAAUCCUUUUAUAAUUUUUUUUAAAGGAAAUAGAUUAAAACCUAUAAGUAUGUGUAAAAAAUGAGAAAUAAACUCAUCCCUACCAUAUUACAAGAGUGUGUGUGUGUCUGUCUCUGUCUCUCACACACCCCUCCCCCCUAAACCAUAGAGACUGUUCCAAACAUUGUUUGACCCAAAUGGCAUGUAUAUGGUUUAUUUUUUACAUGUACUGUAUUUUAUUUUUUUAAAUCUAUUUCCUUUCAAGACUUGAUAAAAGGACUAUUAUAUUAUAUAUAGUUUUGCGAGAUUUUAAUGCUUUCUAUUUUUUCUUUCCAUUUCAGGCAGGGGCUCCUUUAGACCUAUCCAUUCCUCCAACAGCAAGACACAUCCAAUUGUUCCUAAGCCUCCCCCAAUCGCCAAUUCUCUAGCCAGUGAGUACAUUGCUGUUUAAUAACUAAACAGAAACACAAGGUCUAUCUAGAAAUGGAAAUGUUAAUCUCUUGCAACAUAACCGCUUUGGACUGUAUUGAUUUCACAGUGAACUAAUGGAAGCCAGUGAAUCUUGUUUAGUCUGUGUGUACAGAGCUGAUUUCACUGAUUUGGUGUUGCUUCUUCUGUAGGUGCCAUUGAUCUCGCUGCUAAGAGUGCGGGUAUUAUCCCAGGAAAUGUGCUUCCGGUACUAGACACAGGUGGCUUGACUGGCAUUGGCAUAUCUGGCACAGCUCAGGAAUCUCUAACUAACCGUGUCAGUGGAAGUGCAAUGCAAGCAGUGACUGUUUGUGCUGAGGUAUGUAUAAUGUCUCAUACUUUCUACGGGUUUUAGUUAUAUGUAAUCUGGAGUGGGCUUAUACAGGGAAAAAAUGUGCCAGGACAUUUGUGAAGAAUAUUACAUCCAACAAAAAACCCAAAACAUAAACUUCCUGAACCGUCAAUCCUUAAAACAAGAAUGCACACGCUCUGAACCUUUUUUCUAAGAAUAAUAAAACACAAAAUCGAGGAGAAUAAAACAUAACCAACAUACAAAAGGAAUUGGAAAAGUAGGAGUGAAGUAAGGAAAGGGUAGGAGGGAGAGUAAGUGUUCAUAGCCAUCAGGCCCAAGGGAAUUUUUUUUAUUUUUAUUUUUUUUACUAUGGAAACAUUUUCCCCUGAGACAGGAGUUCUUAAAACUGCAGCUUAGUCACUGGAGAGGGUAGGAUUUGCCACCGAGAAUAAAAAGGCAGAAACGCCGAGUAUAUGGGCCUAGUUAUAUUCAGUGUUAGUUUGGGAAUGAUUAUAAAUAGCAGCUCCACAUAGGAGGAGAAACUGGGUUAACCUCAGAAGGCACUGUGGUGGCAAUCCAAAUAUAUUUCCUGACAGAAAGGCCUUGACUAGUCUUUGCUUUAAUGUUUCAUUUACAGGCUAAUAAAAAUAAUCACAUUUUGUCUGAAUAUUCAUAGAAUGUUCACUUGGCCCUUAUUGAUUUUAAUGUUACUCGGGUUCUGGAUUUAUAAGUAAAAUUUCAGUAAAUUCAUGACCACAUGCAGAAUAAGAGAGGUCUCCUCAUAUAUGAUAUUAUUGCUUGAAGCUUAAAGGGACACUCAGUCCCUUAUAGCAGUUUAGCUUGCUGAAGUGCUUUAUGUGUGAAGAGUGGGCCUCUUUGUAAAAUGAGAAAAAAAAGUGCAGAUAUAAUAGAAAUUGGCAGUUUUAUAAAUUAAAAUUGUUGCUUUCCCUGGAAAGAAGGGGAGAUCUUGCAAAGGCUUCCGAUUAUCUGUUUUUAGAUAUACCAUCAAUAGAAAAAACAUAAAUGUUUGUUUUUGUUGGGGUAUAGCUACUAAACAGUGAUUUAUUUUAUUUCGGCAGCAGAGUAUCCCUUAGAUGUAUAUUUAUAUUAGCACACAGUGCUUCAGGGCACUGCUGGCAAGGUCUAGCAGGAAGUGGGGGAGACAGAAGAUGAGUUGCUUCGAUUGGAUGAUUGAAUGGCUAGGAUAUCUUAGGGAAUUGGAUUUGCAGAGUGGUGUAAAAUGGUCUAUGGCAGAGAUAGAUAGGACAUUUUCAGAUAUUGAUUGAAGCUGUGGAAUGUGGGGGGGGAGAAUCUGAUUGCGAUGUAAGAAUCUUAGAGAAUAGGUGCAGCAUGGAACAAUUCCUGGAGGUUGGUGGAAUAGAAGAAGAGUUUUCUUUUGUGUCCAUGCCUCAUGCAUUCCUAAAGGGUUUUUAUUUGUUUCUAUCUUUCCUGCAGAACACUAUCCCUUUCAUCGCCCUCUCGUCACCAUCUGUACAGGAUCCAAACCAGUCAUUCCAGGUACUUGGAUUCGGCAGCUCAUUGUACGCUUUGGGAGCAGUGAAGGCAUUUUGUUAUGUUCCCAAUAAUUAAGUGUGAUCAACACAUGCUAUAUAACCAGCAAACGCUAUAAACUGCUAAUGGAAGACCUUUAUUUAUUGGGAAUAAGAUACUAGUGAGCUACUUCUUGGGACCUUGUAUAUUUCUAAUAAACUCAUUUUGGUUAGGAAAACAACACAUUUGGGGUUUAUAUGCAAAAGAAAAAUGUUCAACCUUUUGGGUUGAGAAAUCGUUUUGUGUCCCAGGCAUAAGCCUUUAUAUUCCUCAAGCUGUGUUGGUUCCUUUUUUUCAGAAUGUUAGUCUUGUGCAGAGCUGCCUGUAUGUUAUGUUGGAAUUGCCUUAAAAUACCAGCACAAGCAAAAGAUAUUAAGAUCAUGUGUGCGUUGCUUUUACUUCUGUUUAACUAUGAUAAUGCCAAAACAAAUAUUCAUUUUAACAAGGCAUAAUGAGUAACGAAUGGAGUGCAAAGGGAUCUUUUGUGAUCUGUUUAGAUGCUUGUAGCAUGAUUAAAGUCCAUACUGCAGGCUCUUCCAAAGCAGCAGCCCCCCUUGGAUAAUGUUAAUAUGCCAUUGUGUUUAUUUACUAAGCCAGGACUUGUGGUGAUUUGACAAGGAAAUGUACAAUUUUAGGGCAGAAAAGUCAAUUUUAUUUUGGCGUCCGCUGUUUUGAUUCCAAAGGUGCAGUUUCCUGGUCAGUUCUCCAGUUUCUCAUUUAGUAAACGACUCCCAAAUGUUACAAUCUGCACUAGGUUGAGAAGGACCUCUUGGUUGUCUCCUGUGGGUUCCAUUCCCUACUGAUUACCUGUAUUUUCGGUUUCAGACCUCCUCCGUCCUGUCCUUGGCUCCACUGUCCCAGAAUCCUGUGCAGAAUGGUCCAGACGAUAUGUCCAGCUGCAAGCCAUCCAGUGGCAGUGCCUGCAUUUCUCCACCCAAUGUUUCCACAUUGCUGGACAUCUCAUUGCCUGGCCCUCCAGAUGACGUGCUAUCACAAGGAGAACCUGUCACGCACAUCAGUGAUUCAAUUAUUGAAAUAGCCAUUAGCUCGGGGCAGUUUGGUGAGUCUUAAGUUAUUUGUAGGCAUGAUAGCUCAGUUGGUUAAUGCAUCAAACCUCAGGACCACAAGUUCUAUGCCUAGCAGAAAGAAUUCGGUCUAUCAUUUGCUGGGUUAGUUAGAAGGUUACUCCAACCACUAUGACCUCUUCAGUGAUUUAAAAUGCUCAUUGUUGUAGGAGUCUGUGCAGCAUUCUGUUUGAAUCGCUGCGCAUACAGAGAUCUGCACUUUUUGUGCUAGGAGCUAGUUGCACGCCUGAGCCUGAGUAGGCAGCUACUUAAUUUUAAUUCUGUGCAAAAAAUAUUGCAAGUCAGUGCGAUGGCGAGAGAUGUAGCUUGAUCUCUGUAGCGGAACCUGGGUAACCCGGCUGGUUACCUCCGCUAUUAAUAAAUGAACAGAUCCAUUUCCCUCCCAGUAACUGGACGACACACAGUUCCAGGGGUACAACAACAACUUUAUUGGCCACACUCUGCUUUCUACUUUACUCACGCAAGGGGUGGAACACACAUGAAGACAAUGUCCCCUCCCAGGGUUCCUUCCCCCCACCGGGGGUCGUAUAACGGAACCAGAACCCCAGUCUCUUUGUCCCCUAUUCCAGCCACUCAGUGUCCCCUCCAAGGGCCCUCCCUCUCCCACGGGUCUUCUUCCCAGAGUUCUAUGCAUCUGGGGGGGUCGUAGCAUGGGAAACUUCCCACCGCUUUACCUCCCAGCGACAGAGAGCCCGCCAGCCUCCACCAUUGUCCCCACAGGAUGUCCCCACCAAUCUCAGAGACCGUGAGAACGGUAACUGCCACAAACAGCCUUCGUUCGUGGGGUCCCUGUGUGAAGCCCGGCAAGAGAAGCGUCUCUUUCGGGAUGUGAAUGCUCCCCCUAGCCGGCAUUCGUCUGUACGAACUGCGGCCACCCAGAGAAGCACUCUUUAAUUACUUCCCUUGCAGUUUCACACUAUGUUGAGAGUUGCCAACGUUCCAUUUGAUUGGUAUGAACGUUCUAAUGGGUGCCGGGGACUCUAAGUACUAAAAUAACAAGCAAUUUUAGUUUGUAAAUCAUGUCUGCAGUAUCACUGCUCAAUUAUCUGCCAUUUAGGAGCUAAAUCACCUUUUUUUUUCUGUUUAUGCAGCCCUAACCACACACACCUGGCUGUGACUCCUAGAGCCUACAUGAAAAGAAAUGCUUUAAUAUUCAGUCAGAUCUAACAACACUGUGUGUUUACUUUAGAAGUACUUGUUUCCUGCUACAAUGCACUUAAUAGUCUGUAUUUGUGCAUGCUCGUCUUCUUUAUCAAAUAUAUGCAUACACCUCAGCCACCAAACAGCACUGAGUGAUCUGAACUAGGCAGCAACCUGCAUUAGAAAGAGAGGACACAGAGGGAGGCAAAUAAUAAGGAUAUAAACUACCUGUUUGUAGUUUCUCUGUCUGCAGCCAGGUUGUGAAUUCAAAGCCGUUUACUCUGUGCUGUUAGUGGUUGAGUUGUGUACAUACAUUUGAUAAGGAAGUCUUUUUCUGUAGUGAGGGGGCAUGGCUAAGGAGGUAGGUUUAUGGUGCUGCAUUGUGCAAAGAAUGCAGCAUAUGAAUGAGGCCUAAACAACCUCACAUACAAUAAAAUUAUAUUGGUACCUGAUAUAUAUCUUCAUUUUCCUGUUCCUGGUUCUUAAGGGUUGUUUGUGUCCAUGCGUGUAUAUUUUUUAAUGAUGAUAUAAUUUAAAUAUUUACAGGGGAAGCUGUCCCGUUGUCACCAGCCAAGCUGAACGACAGUUCCAAGAGUCUUCCUUCCCCCUCCCUGAGUCCACAGCAGAACUGGAUCGCAUCUCCUAGCCAUGACCCUCAGUGGUACCCCAAUGAUUCCACGGAUUCCUCCCUCAGCAGCCUGUUCUGUAAGUGAAACUCCUUCAUUUCCCAAAACUUAGAAAUGUUUUUACAUUCAAGUGUAAAUUAUUCCAAAGUACAAGGGAUUUUUAAAGCAGGACUAAUAUCAAGUUUUUAUACACACUCCUUAAAAUGAAAACUGACCCUGAAUUUUUAAAUACGUUAAAAUUAAUGCAAAAGAGGGGGCGGAGCCUGUCAGCCAGGCAGACCAGACUAGCUCAAAGGGAGCUCCUUCAUCUGGCAACGAAUAUCGGGGUGUGUUCCCUGACUGAGUGCACCUUUUCACCACAGCCUUCACUAAUCUUGCCCAGGAGACGCUGCUGUAUCUGGCAUUACACCACGCGGGCUCCUACUCGUCUGGACAAUCCUACUCGAGGCUUGCGGCCUACACGAGGCAUAACCAUGGAGAGGCGACAGCUUUCCUGGUUCUUUAGCAGAAGCUGGGACUUCUGUGUAUUACCUCUCCCCGCCCUCCCCGCCCUCCCCACCCCCUUUGCACCCGGCAGGGCAUAUCCCAGUCCCCACUCACCUCACUGCACACAGGCAACUGAAACUACACAGGCUCAAGCGGUGAACUCUGAAACCGCCAGCCAGUGUACCCACUGAAAUGAUGACAGCCAAACAUCAGCUGAUAGUUAACAGAGCAGUUCCACUUGUCUUAUACAUCCUAUGGUAUAGGAGUUCACUCAACAUGUGCUGUCUAGGUUGGUAGUUAGUUUCUAUCUAUCACAAAUGUAUUAUAAUGCUCUGUUUCUUUAACAAAAGUAAGACUAAUUAAUGGGGGAGGCUUAACUAUAAAGAUGGAUAUUUCCAAAUUCAAUAAGUAAGGAUAAAACAUUUUAUUAAAUUGAUGCUUCCUUUCUGUUCACUGUAUGACUGUCUACUUUUCUGCCCACAGCUAGCUUUAUUUCACCUGAGAAGGGUCGGAAGACCUUGCCAGCAGCCCAUGGUGCAACCAGUGGCACAUCCUUACUGGGACCCACCUUGCUGGAUGGCAGCUCCCGGGAUUCAUUUGUAUCUCGCUCACUGUCGGAUGUCACUGAGGUCUGUAUGGAACAAUAUACCUUUAUGCUUUAUAGAUAAUUUUACCAAUAUACUAAAAUAUGCAGUUUCCUAGCCGUUUGGUGACCUAUAAUCAUAUGAAGUAUUUGUCAGUCAUAUUUUUUUUUUGGUGCUGUUCACAAUGCCCAUGAGGUGCAAAGCACCUCUGUUUAUUGCACAUGUGAGCAUGCCUGCCCCUGCGCAAUUAGUGUUACUCUUUAAGGACUAGUGACAGAAAAAACCUGUCAAGAUGCUUUAAAAAAAAAAAAAAAAAAAACUGUCCUCUUCCACUCUGGGUUGAUAAGGACUGUUUUAAAGGAGCACUAUAGGGUCAGGAACACAAACGUAUUCCUGACCCUAUAGGGUUAAAACUACCAUCUAGCCACCCUGGUCCCCUCAUGCCUCCCUAAAUAUAGUAAAAUCUUACUUGUAUUCAAUUCUGCAGCUGUUUACUUUGUCCAUGUUUCCUCUAGACCUGCCUGCUGACAUCAGCAGAAGUGGUAGCCUGAUCCAAUUACAAUGCUUCCCCAUAGGAUUGGCUGAGACUGACAAAGAGACAGAUCAGGGGCAGAGCCAGCAUGAUUCAAACACAGCCCUGGCCAAUCAGCAUCUCCUCAUAGAGAUUAAUUGAAUCAAUGAAUCUCUAUGAGGAGAGUUCGGUGUCUGCAUGCCGAGGGAGGAGACACUGAAUGUUUGGAUGCAUUUUAGGCAGCCAUGACCCAGGAAGGAACUCUAACAGCCAUCUGAGGAGUGUCCAGUGAAGUUAUCAUUAGGCUGUAAUGUAAACACUGCAUUUUCUCUGAAAAGACAGUGUUUACAGCAAAAAGCCUGAAGGUAAUGAUUCUACUCACCAGAACAAAUUCAAUAAGCUGUAGUUGUUCUGGUGACUAUAGUGUCCCUUUAACUUCCACCGGAAUCUUAAAACAUAAAUUGGCACAAAAGUAAACAUCACAAUCAAAUCAUGUAAUAAUAUAGGAAGAGCAAGAAAAUAUUGUACAUAAGGGAUCUAUCUUUUGGCAACCCAUGUUUAGAGAAAUGUAGUUUACAAAUAGUGCCACUAAUACCAUCACUGCUGUAGAUAUUGGAGUAUGAAUCACUCUGUACCCUUGUUCUCCUUUCUUGAUUAAUAAUUUCAAUAUGUAAAGAACAAUGACUAAAGUAAACUGGACGGAAGCAUGACCAAUAAUAAUGUUUCUUUUUAUAAUGGCAUGCUCUGUCUGUCUCCUUCAUUCCUGUAGAUUGAACCUAAUGCAGUCAUUACAGCUGUUUUUCUUUCUUUAUUUCCAGGUAGUUGAUUCUCAGCUGGCUUGCUUGAUGAACGAGAAUAGCAUUGACUACAUCUCUCGCUUUAAUGACUUGGCACAGGAGCUUUCUGGCACAGAUUCCUCACGCAAAGAAUCCAUUGAAGUGGACACUCCAUCUGUGACCUGACCGAGGGAGAACUCAUGUUUUAUACCAUGUGGCAAAAAGGAAAAAAACCCAGGGGCAACUUUUUAUAAAUUUUUUUCCCCCCUUCUUUCUAUGUUCCGGCUAAAGGUGCUGCAUUGUACACUGAUAAAGAGUUGAUAGUAGGACUGAUGAUGUUUUCACGUUGUCAAUGAUUGUAAGAGUCCGGUUAUUUGCCAUUUCUCCUAGCCGUCUUUCAGUGAGGUAUUUUAUACCCUAUAUGUAAGACUUUGCUACAUACAUAUACAGUUUUACUGAAUUCAUCUCAAAUCAUUGUUUCUCAUCAGCGCACAGACCAUAUCGGGGGAAUAAUCAUAUUUUUUUUUACAGUGCAGUAAAUACCAAAUGGAUAGAAAGACUAUUUUCUGGAAACCAUCCUUUUUUUUUCUUUUCUUUUUUUUUUGAUGUCAUCUGUGAUGGCUGUUUAUGAUGUUCAAUUAGGGACAUCAUGCAGAAAGGCACUAAAGCAGUUUGAACAUCAUCAAACUAGUCUCCAGGACACUAUAAUUGAACUGAUGAGAUAUUGGAAUGCUACAACUUUGUGUAUACACAGAACACAUUGUGCAAGCUCAUUCGAGGAUUACGCUGGAGUGUUCUCUCAUUGUCUGUCAACUGGCCAGCACAACAACAGAACUAGGCUUUCAGUGCAUCUUGUUUAUGACUGGCUGGCUUACUGGGAUUGAGCAAGCGGGCAACUGUGCUUUCCAGAUCUAAAAUCAACCCUGAAGAAGGAUCAUAUUUGUCUUUGUACAUAUUACUGUGUUUAUGUAUAUAUGUGUGCGCGUGGAUGCAGUUUUUUUUUUUUUUUUUUAAAACCCCUGGGUGCCAGACAAGUCUAACCUUGCCCUUCUUGCACACAGAGCGUUCACACACUUUGAUGCUGAAUUUAGGGUUUGAUCAGGUGAGCCGUCAGUGGGUUAUAUAUCUUUACAGCAAUGCAUUACUCUACAGUGAAAAUGAAGCCAUACAAUAAUAAAUGUGAUUUUUAUUUAGAUAUGUGUGUAUUUAUAUGGGCUUGGUUUGAAAUAUAUAUGCAAUUAUUUUUAUGUUGUGGUUUAUAUGCCUAGGGUAUGUUAAAUAAGCACUCACUAAAACGAGAGUAUUGAAAUCAGAAGCUUGUAAACCUGGACUGUAUAACCUUUCCCACAGUUUUGUCACCUGUCGGGCAGCUGCUGGAGGGCCACGGCCAGACACCCCAUUCCUAAAUAAAUGUAACGCCAUAAUCUGUGCAUGGACGAAUACUACCCUUUUUGCCAUGUUCUUGUACCACUUACCUAAAUAUUUAUUCUAAAUGUUGGUGAUGAAUACCCCCUCGUAUGAAGCAUCAGUGAUAGCUUCCUUGUCGUACCAGAGAACGCUGGGUCGGCGGGAUUAAGCAAACAAUAUGAAAAGCGGCAAUGGGUGGAGUUUACCUUUGCAUAGGAAUCCUGAUUUUCACAUUGCGCACUUUGGAGAAUUUAGUAUGAAUGAUUUGAAACCUCCAGGCAUUGACAUUUUUAAAGUAAAAAUGCAGUUUUACUCUUGACUCCAGUCCGAAACAUGCUCUGCUACAAACUGAUUUCAGUAAAUUUCUAUAUCUUGGUUUUAUAAUUUCUAUAAAAAUCUGUAUAAAAGUAUCACAACUCUGUAG
Pelobates cultripes (western spadefoot toad) is the source of this 30859-nucleotide messenger RNA. The record is from the annotation of a GenBank genome assembly. Lineage: Eukaryota; Metazoa; Chordata; Amphibia; Anura; Pelobatidae.